This is a messenger RNA of Mauremys mutica (yellowpond turtle), 2685 nucleotides long. RefSeq names its product cytidine/uridine monophosphate kinase 2 (gene CMPK2). The transcript has 5 exons. Gene Ontology annotation, cellular component: cytoplasm; mitochondrion. Gene Ontology annotation, molecular function: dTMP kinase activity. The record is from RefSeq and is a predicted model, not a curated record. Gene Ontology annotation, biological process: dTTP biosynthetic process; dTDP biosynthetic process; dUDP biosynthetic process. The coding region runs from base 66 to 1382 and encodes 438 amino acids. Lineage: Eukaryota; Metazoa; Chordata; Testudines; Geoemydidae.
GGCGGAGAGGAGCGGCGGGUCCUUGGCGCGGGCUCGGUUUCGUUUCUCCGGGUGGCUGCGGCGCGAUGCUACAUCCCAGCCGGCUGGCCCGGCUCACGCUGCUGCCCCGCUCGCUCUCCGCCAUGGCGGCGCCUCCCGCGGGCGCCUCCGGACAGGCCGGACCGUGCUUCGCCGUGGAAGGGCCCGGCUCGGACCUGGUCUGCUUCACCCUCAGCGCCAGCGGCAGCGGCCGCCCCGAGCCCCGCUGCUUUGUGCCCGCUCCGGGCAGGUGCUAUUCCCUCUGCGUCCCCGCCGCCCCCAGCGUCCCGGCGGCCAGGCUGCACCGGCGCUUGCAGCAGAGGCUGAGGCAGGGGCCGUUCGGGAGGUGCCGGGUCCUGGGGCUCCUGUGCUACGGGGCGCAGGCUGCGCUGGAGAAGGGCUUCCUCCUCCAGGACCCGCAGGGGGGCCCGGAGACCGAGCGCGCCCUGGAGGAGCUGCUGCGGGGCCUGGGCGAGCUGCCGCCGCCGCCGCUGGGCGUGUACGAGGCGGGCGAGCGGGGCGAGCUGUGGCAGUGCCUGUGGGCCCUGCGAGGGGCGGGCGGCAGAGAGCUGCUCCGCAGAGCCCGCGUGGUGGCCGCCGAGGAGCCGCCGCUGCACCCCGCAGUGCCCGGCCUCAGCCACGCCGCCGUGUUCCACUCCCUGGAGGCCGCCCGCAGCGUGGUGGAGCAGUGCACAUCGUUCAUCCCUGAAGCCGCAGCUGUCCUUGAUCUAGUGGAUAAAUGCCCCAAGCAUUCAAAAAAGGGAGAAUUUCCUGUCAUAGUUAUUGAAGGAUUAGAUGCAACAGGCAAAACAACUGUAACCCAGUCGGUCAAGGACUCACUGAAUGCACUUCUCUUAAGGUCACCACCAGCUUGUAUCAGCCAGUGGAGGAAGACUUUUGAUGAUGAACCAACACUCAUCAGGAGGGCAUUUUAUGCUCUGGGCAACUACGUUGUUGCUUCAGAAAUAGCAAAAGCAUCCACCGAGUCACCUGUAGUUGUAGACAGGUAUUGGCACAGCACUGCUGCCUAUGCAAUUGCCACUGAAAUAAGUGGAAAAGUGCAGAAUCUUCCUCCAACUCACCAUGAGGUGUACCAGUGGCCUGAGGACCUGCUCAAACCUGAUCUUGUCCUGCUGUUGACAGUUAGUCCUGAGGAGCGGAUCCGGAGACUGCAGGGACGGGGGCUGGAGAAAACGGAGGAGGAAACCGAGCUAGAAGCUAACAGUUUGUUUCGCCAAAAAGUUGAAGAGUCAUACAAAAGGAUGGAGAACCCUGGAUGCCAAGAGGUUGAUGCCAGCCCCUCCAGAGAAGAGGUUCUGAGGACUGUUUUGCACCUAAUUAAAAAACACUGUGGUUCAUUAUAGCUGCUUUUGUGUGGCAACAUUUACAGUGAGUUGCUUUUGUGUCCUCUAUUUUUCCUCCCUGGAAAUGCACUGCACUCAGCUCUUUUCCAUCCAAAUAAGCUGUUCCAGAAUUCACAGACAGAAGAGUCUCCCCUUUCCUCUACCCAAUCUAAACUGUGUUUUUAUACUAACUCUUUCAUUGCUGCCUAAUGUACUUUUGUAUAUAGGGCAAAACACAACUCACAUGCUGUCCACCAUCUCUGGUGCAGCCACUAACAAAUCAUUAGGGACCUACCAGAUAUAUGAGACAGUAAUAGGAAUGUGCUGGCAUUUCUAACAAUGUCAUUGUAUUCCAUCACUGCAUAGAAAACCAGAUCCUGCAUUCCUUGCAUACCCAAACUCCAAGUGACUUCAGUGUGAGUUUUGGGUGUGCAAGGAAUGCAGAAUCAGGAGGAGAAUCUGAAACACAGUCUAGCAGUAAAGCCAUUAAAUGACCCAACAUUCAGAAACCUGGAAACCACAGUCCCAGUGUUGGUUACUAAAAUUGGAAUUUGGAUAUUAGAGUGACAGGCAUCCUGCAGAGGUGUGAAAUAAAUGAGGGCCUGAUUUUCCCAAGUGCUGGGUACCAAUAACUCCUGUGGAAGUCAAUGGAAGCUAUGAGUGCUCAUGCUUCAGUACCAGGCUUUGAAAAAUCAGGCCCUGAGUAAAUAAAUACAAAUAUGUCAAUACAAAAAAAGGAAAGAUCUGAAUUGCUGGUCAAACCAUUUAAAAGAGAGGUAGGUGGAAGGAGGGCAGAGUCUGCAUACUGGCACGUUAGAAACAGGGACCUGAGAGAAAUCAAUAUAUAAAACAUUUUGUAAAUAAUAAACAGAAUAUUUUUCUAAAUAGAUUUUUUCCCCCAACCUAUUUUUAAUGCAUUAAUGUUAUUUCUCAAUGUUAUUUGCUGGCCUUUUGAUGGAAUUAAUAUAAAGCAGAAAGACAUGGAGAAUCUACUUGCAACAUUCAUUUUAGUCAGUUUUUUCAGCACUUUAUCUGUACUGAGGUAUGUUUUAUGAAGAGGCAGCUGGGCACCAUCUCUACCCUGCAAAGACUUAUGCAUAAGCUCAACUUUAUACACAUGGGUACUCAUGUUGGGGCUGCUCACCAGGCAUAAAGCUGAACAUGUGUGUAAGUCUUUGCAGGAUCAGGGCCUAACUGAAAUUCAAGAUGGAAACCUAAAUUAAAUGGCAUUUUAUUUCUAAUCUUGUUUAUAUUUGUUCCUUUAUUAAAUAAACACAAUUGCUCUAUAAAUAUCUCUUGUAAAUAAAUGUUCUAAAAAUGCGUA